Effrenium voratum is the source of this 942-nucleotide messenger RNA. NCBI's taxonomy places the organism in Eukaryota, Dinophyceae, Suessiales, Symbiodiniaceae. The record is from the annotation of a GenBank genome assembly.
AUGCUCAAGGCCCCAGGGGUGAAAGCCGCAUGGGCAUCCUCGAGCCUCCGGAAGAUCAUGUCCAACGCUGAGCUCUUCUCCAACCAGAUCGCGGAGGUGCUUGGCAGCGUGCCGCAGAUUUGGCUACUGCUGGUCAAGGAGGGAGAGCCUUUCACUAUGGUACGCGCAGACCUGGAGGAGAUGGACAUCCCUCGGGAGUCGGAGAGGGCGCAGUCCAAGAUCUCGGAGAUCGAGGACUUUGGGCAGCCCAUCGACACCGAGUUCCUGGAGCUUCGGAAGAACCUCAUGUGGUCAAGACCAAAGAGCAUGCAAUAUGCCUUCCACCAGAUUGGCGAGGUCAAUGCGAGGGCCAUGUGCGAGGGCUUGGAGAUGGCCUACAACGCGGAUCACGCCAGGAUGGAUCCGCCCCACCUGGAGGAGAUCAGCAUUUGGGGCUGCGGCAUCGGCAACGGGGGCGCCUGCGCGCUGGCGCAAGCCUUCUCUUUGGGCUGCGGGCAGAAGCUGCAGAGCAUCAUCCUGGAUGAGAACGGUAUCGGUGCAGCAGGUGCCAAGGCUCUCGGUGCGGGUCUGCCAGCCUGCCCCAAUUUGCGCGAGCUGAGUCUGCCGAAGAACCCUUUGGGCAAGGGCUUCUCCUCCUUGCUGCGCGGUUUGGGGCCCACCUUGAAGGUCUUGGACGCUGCAGAGGCCAGCCUCGAUGACGCUGCCGCUACGGCUAUGGCGGGCGCCAUGCCGGGCUUUCCGCUGCUCAGGUCGCUGAGGCUCGCCGGCAAUGUGAUGAGUCUGCUGGGCAUCGAGGCACUGGUGCGUUCCAUGCUGCUUGUCAAAGACAUGCAGCAGCUGGAUUUGCGGGGCUCCUGCACAACUCCCUUGACCACGGAGUGGCAUAGGCUCAUGAAGCUGCUGCAAAAGGCCGGCCUGGACACUCGCAAGCUCCGGCUGUGA